AUGAUUCAGGUGGGUCUGGUGUCCUACACAUACCAGGGGCGCGACAUCUUUGCCAGAGUGUUCACGUACCUGGGUUGGAUCAACGGCAUCCUGGCUUCGCCGCCCAGCAGUCACAUGCUCGUCCCCCCGCUCUGUCAGGGCUCGUGCUGCGACGAUCCGGAGUACAACGAUCCGUAUGGUCAAGAAUGCGGGAGCUAUGCUUCCAAAGAUUGUGAUGCAUCGUCCACAGGCUUCACCGAUGCGGAAACAGCUGACCUGACGAGCAAAUGCCGGUCGAGCUGCAAACAAUGCCCUGUUUGCGAGGCGACAGACAGCAGCUGCUGUGACACGGUUGGGUUUCAAAGCCAAUCAGGAAAGGCGUGUGACCAAUUUCAAGGAGUGGACUGCUCCAGUGACCCUGAGUCGGCUGAAGUGCUCCAAAACUGUCCCUUUACUUGCGGAACCUGCACUUCCGGUACGGAUUGCUCCGACUCUGCAUACUUCAAAGACGUAAAAAGCCACACAUGCCCUCAAUGGAAAAACUACGACUGCUCCCGGGCCGUGGAAGAUUUCAGCUAUACUCAGGCCGAUCGAGACCUGGUGUUGCACAUGUGUCCUCUCAGCUGCGGCACCUGCACGAUGAUUCCCACCACCAGCACCACCGUGGGAGACGGUCUCUCUGCGAGUAUCAGCGCGAGUGGCGCCACAUCACUGAUAAUGCGAAAUGUGGAAGGACAGAACAGUGAUGGAAAGCUCGAAAGAACAGGCUAUGAUGGCUCAGACAGGCAAGUGGACUGGGGUCGAUUUGCUGACGUCUACCCUUACCUCGUGUCCCUGCAGUUGGGCUCCACGCCCACGCACUUCUGCGGAGGGACCAUGAUUCGAGAUCGCUGGGUAUUGACUGCCGCACAUUGUUUCUUCACGUCCACCUCACCGUUGUCGGACGUCCAGGUAUGGUCUAUGAAGUCCGGGCAGAACAAUUCCUGGAACAAGAUCGGAGUUGACCUACUGGUUGUGCACCCGGGGUAUAACAUGGAGAGUCUGGUUCACGAUCUCGCGCUCCUGCGAUUGGCGCAGCCUCUUCCUGAUGUCCCGCUCGCACAGUUGGAGGAUUCCUCCGCGCGCUACAACGGAUCGGAGGCACUCCUUGCCGGAUGGGGAAGCAUUGACGAGGCAUGCCAGCAGUAUGAGUUCAUUCUCAAGGAAGGGGACUCUUUCAUCGUGGACAGAGAGCCUUGUGCCUUGAACGGCCAGUUUUUCAACUGGACACGGCUGAUCUGCACCGAGCACAUCAACGCCACUGGUAAGGAUAUGGCAGGAGCUGGCUGUGGCGAUAGUGGCGGGCCCUUGUUUGUCAUGGACAAUGGCCAGUUGGUUCAGGUGGGGGUAGUAUCUUACACAGCGGGAGGCCGUGAUGUGUUUACGCGAGUGUACACUUACCUUGACUGGAUCAAUGGGGUUCUGAGCUCACCGCCUAGCGAGAGCAUGAUGGUUCCUCCGACCUGCUGGGGCUCCUGCUGUGACGACGCAGAGUAUGUAGAUCGAUUCAACGAAGAAUGCUGGACCGAAGCCACAUGCUUCUUGCAGCCUCCUGCUUCAAGUCCUUGCUUACUCAGAGACUUGCGUGUACAUCAACAGGACCUGGCGAGGUUAUGA
This is a messenger RNA of Symbiodinium natans, 1635 nucleotides long. The record is from the annotation of a GenBank genome assembly. NCBI's taxonomy places the organism in Eukaryota, Dinophyceae, Suessiales, Symbiodiniaceae.